This is a messenger RNA of Anopheles nili, 1593 nucleotides long. RefSeq names its product UDP-glycosyltransferase UGT5-like. Gene Ontology annotation, molecular function: UDP-glycosyltransferase activity. The coding region runs from base 1 to 1593 and encodes 530 amino acids. The transcript has a single exon. The record is from RefSeq and is a predicted model, not a curated record. NCBI's taxonomy places the organism in Eukaryota, Metazoa, Arthropoda, Insecta, Diptera, Culicidae.
AUGGAAAGUGGACGAUGUGUGCUUUUGUUAGUCCUUGUUGGACUGGCAACUCUAGGAAGCUUUCCCCAAACGGACGCAGCGCGUAUCCUUGGUGUACUGCCUUCGGUGGGACGAUCGCAUUUUAUCAUUGGAGCAGGUCUCAUGAAAGUUCUGCUCGACGCAGGCCAUGAAGUAACCAUUAUCAGCCCGUACCCGAUCAAGGACGCACCGGCUGAUCGUUAUCGAGAUGUUCUUAUUCCCGAGCUGGCCGAACAACACGGUGUAUCAGGGCCGGAUUUGUUCCAGUUUAAAAACGCGCCCAACCUAAUGGUUCUCUAUGUGGUGUAUAACGAAUUUGGUCCUACUGUUUCGGAAGCCUUAUUGCAAUAUCCGAGCGUGGUGGCUCUCAUGAAGUCAGGACAGAAGUUUGACGCUGUGAUCGUGGAGACGUUUGCUAGUGAAGUGUUAUAUGGACUGGCCGAGCACUUUGGCGGGGAGCUAAUAGUGUUUGCCCCAUUCGGAGCCUCCAUGUGGACGAGUGAGCUCGUCGGAACACCUUAUCCGUACUCGUACAUCCCACACACGUUUCUCAGUUACACCAACGAGAUGUCGUUUUGGCAGCGUUUCGGAAACACUCUCGUGGGGCACAUCGAUAAGCUGUAUUAUCGGAACGUUUUCCUACCGAAACAGGAAGCCAUGUACAAGCGAUUUUUCCCCAAUGCGAAGCUCUCUUUCGAACAAACACUCCAAAGCGUCCGACUGGCGUUUGUCAACCAGCACUUUUCACUCAGCUAUCCUCAUCCGUACGCUCCGAACAUGAUCGAGAUCGGUGGCAUCCAGAUCCAGCCCCCAAAGGAGCUUCCGAAAGACAUCUUACAGUACAUCGAGGCCUCAAAGCAUGGUGUCAUUUACUUCUCGAUGGGUUCGAUGCUGAAAGGACGAAACUUCCCCGAAGAUAAACGAGCGGCCUUUGUGAAGGUGUUCCGCGGACUAAAGGAGAAUGUCAUCUGGAAAUACGAGAACGAGAGUCUUCCGGAUCAGCCCAAGAAUGUGCUCAUUAAAUCCUGGAUGCCUCAAAGUGACAUUCUCGCCCACCCGAAAGUGAAACUUUUCAUCACUCACGGAGGGCUGCUCGGGACAACUGAGGGUCUUUAUCACGGUGUGCCGAUGGUUGGAAUUCCCAUUUACGGAGAUCAGGAACUUAACCUAGCACGUGCUGAACAAGCGGGAUACGGUGUAAAACUCGACUACGACACGCUCAGUGAGGAGACAAUUUCGGCCGCCAUCCGGAAGGUCCUCGGUGACGCCUCGUACAAAGAUCGCGCUCAGACUAUUUCCCAGCGAUAUCGCGAUCAACCACUUAGUCCAGCCAAAACCGCCGUCUUUUGGGUGGAGUAUGUGUUACGUCAUGGAGGAGCUCCACAACUCCAAUCACCCUCGGUGAAGCUCUCCUUCGUCGAGUACAAUCUGCUGGACGUUUACGCGUUGAUGGCCGUGAUCGCGUUAUCAAUGCUAAUUGGAAUGGCAGCGAUGGUGAGGGCCGUGUUGCGACGUCUCAGAAUUGUCAAACGACCAAGUAAAGGAGGCGCACACGGGCGCAAGAAGAAACAGUAG